This is a messenger RNA of Exophiala dermatitidis NIH/UT8656, 2224 nucleotides long. Its product is annotated as dimethylaniline monooxygenase (N-oxide forming). Bases 237 to 1961 code for a protein of 574 amino acids. The transcript is spliced from 2 exons. The record is from RefSeq and is a predicted model, not a curated record. Lineage: Eukaryota; Fungi; Ascomycota; Eurotiomycetes; Chaetothyriales; Herpotrichiellaceae.
GUUACAUGUGUGGUUGGCGGUGGAGGAACUUAACGACUGUUCCUGAACCCCCGUGCCGGUCCUGGCUACUGCAACUGCAACUCCCUUGGAAAAAUGUGUAAAUCAUCCACUUCCCCCCCGAACAGGGCAGUUCCUCGUCUCUCGCAUCUGAGAAUCCUCGAUUUCGGAUGCCUUCCGUAAUUCAAAAGCAUCGACAAACAACUGCAGUGUGAAAUAUAACGAUCAACAAGUAAACAAUGGAUUCAUUCGAUCUGGUCGUUAUAGGCACCGGCUGGUAUGGGCUUGCAGCAGCAAAGACAUACAUUGAACUGCAUCCUUCCGAAAAUGUGGCUGUCCUCGAGGCCAACUCUUCCGUUGGUGGCGUUUGGGCGGAAGAUCGGUUGUACCCCGGACUCAAAUCAAACAACAUGCUAGGGACCUACGAGUAUCCGGACUUCCCCAUGGAUAGCGCAACAUAUGACGUGAAACCUGGAGAGCACAUACCAGGAACAGUACUGCAUCGCUAUCUCACCGACUAUGCGAAGAAAUUUGGGGUGUACGAUCGCACGCAUUUCAACACGAAAGUCGACUCUGUCAUGGCCACCGAAGAUGGUGGCUGGAUGCUCAAGACAUCGUCUCCGGAGCUGCCAACCGUGCAGACCAAGAAGCUAAUUGUGGCCACGGGGUUGACAUCUCAGCCGUACAUACCGCAACUGACUGGCAUGCAAGAGUUCCAAGGGUCAUUGUUCCACGUGCGAGAUUUUGCAAAGCACGCAGACGCCCUGAAACGAGCCAAACAUGCCGUAGUUGUCGGAGGGGCCAAAUCCGCCUGGGACGUGGCCUAUGCGUUUGCGGAAGCCGGGGUCCCUGUCGACAUGAUAAUUCGGAAGUCAGGUCACGGGCCAGUGUGGAUGGCGCCGCCUUACGUGACGCCCCUCAAGAAGUGGCUGGAGAAGCUCGUCCACACCCGGUUUAUCACCUGGAUGAGCCCUUGCAUAUGGGGAGAUGAGGAUGGAUACUCUGGCAUCCGCCAUUUCCUUCAUGGCACCUUUAUCGGCCGUGCCAUUGUCAGCACUUUCUGGAAGAUCCUCGCGUCCGAUGUCAUUUCCUUGAACAAGUAUGAUUCUCAUCCCGAACUCCGCAAGCUCAAACCCUGGGACCCGGCGUUCUACAUUGGUAGCUCAUUGAGCAUCCACAACUAUCCAACCAGCUUUUUUGAUCUUGUCAGAGAAGGCAAGGUACGCGUGCACGUCGACGAGAUCGACCAGCUUGACGAAAAGUCGGUCAAGCUGGCGUCUGGUGACUGCAUCGAAGCCGAUACCAUAGUGUUGGCGACGGGAUGGAGGAAAGAGCCAUCGCUCGAAUUCCUUGGUGGCAUUGAAGCCGAGGUUGGCCUUCACCACUCGCCAUCUGACCUGGAAGAACAGACCAAGACUGCCGACGCCGAGAUUCUGAAGCGGUUCCCCAGCCUCAAGACCCAACCGCCACGCAAGGACCAGCUCGAACACGCCCUGGCAGAGAGAAUGAGACAACCACUCCGAAUGUAUAGAUUCAUGGUUCCACCGGCUUUUGCGGCCAGCGGCCGUCAUCGCAAUCUUGCCUUUGCCGGCAUGUUGUCCUCGAUUACGACCUCGAUCCUCGCCACUGUCCAGGCGCUCUGGAUCUCGGCCUUCUUCGACGGCAAGCUUGACAGGUUGCCCAACAAUGAGGAGGAUAUCAAGUGGCAGACAGUCUUGCAUACUCAGUUCGGCAAGUGGCGGUACCCGAUAGGAUAUGGCCCGAGUUUCCCUGAUUUUGUCUUUGACGCGGUGCCGUACGUGGACAUGUUGUUGCACGAUCUGGGCGUUCAAUCUCAUCGCAAGAAGGGAAUGGCUGACGUAUUUGACCCGUAUGGACCCGAGGACUAUGCUGGUCUCGUGGACGAGUGGAGGAAGGGACAUACUGCUGUCUUGUCAGAUGAGAAGGUUUCAGAGUCGGCUUGACCAAAUUUCUAGAAGUUCAGGGGGUCUUGCAUGUUCGAGCUGGGGACAAUGAUGUUGACCGAGUACCUCCGGAUCGUCCAGCAAUAACCAGCCAAACCUGAGCAUGCAUGUUUAGUAGGGCAUAGUCACCAAUUCCAUCACACAAGACAGCAUGUACAGCACAUUUUGAUAGAUUCCGUUGGUAUUUAUUCCAACAGCCAUCUCAACCUGGUCUCCCUCACACCUCCCAAAUGCGUAGAAUUAACAACGGCACUGCCGGCCAC